Oryzias melastigma (Indian medaka) is the source of this 7507-nucleotide messenger RNA. It is a transcript of the gene pcdh1a, whose product is annotated as protocadherin 1a. Gene Ontology annotation, biological process: homophilic cell-cell adhesion. The transcript is spliced from 4 exons. The record is from RefSeq and is a predicted model, not a curated record. The coding region runs from base 1465 to 5040 and encodes 1191 amino acids. NCBI's taxonomy places the organism in Eukaryota, Metazoa, Chordata, Actinopteri, Beloniformes, Adrianichthyidae. Gene Ontology annotation, molecular function: calcium ion binding. Gene Ontology annotation, cellular component: plasma membrane.
UGAGUUGUUUGAGCUGAUGCACUUUUUUUUGUCAAAAUGAAAUGAUUUGAAUGUAUUAACUGGUGGAGAUUUGGAUAUUUUUCAUCGUUCUAUAUCUACUUUGUGAAUGUGCUGAGCACCUUGUUUUUUUUUCAGUUUAAAUGCAUUCAGAAGCAAUUAAAACUACUUCUUCGGGAUUAAAAUGAUGCAAUGCUUGACAUGGGCAUUGAUUUUUUUACCCAAGACAGGCAGUUGUUGGUGAGCUGGCAUUUUUUAACAGAGUUCAAAGUGAAUUAAAUUACUCCAGCGUUGUGAAAACAGUAGCUAAGAGAGUAUUGAAUAUGUAUUGGCGCAGUCUGACUAAUCCCUGAUCCAUAAGAGCCUUUAUUGAUUUGUAUAGUUAAGCAGUGCAUCAGUAAUACAAACCCAAUAAACAGCACACGCAGCAGACAACAUCAAAACGAACAAGACAUAAUUACAGUAGUCUGUGCAUCCAGUGAUGCGCUGCGCAUGCAAACAUAAAAAAAAAAAAAAUGUUUUCUGGAGUUUGAUUCUCAGCCUCUGCAUCAAUUACACUCUGAACACACUGACACAGAUGAACCCAGUAAAAUCGGUCGAAAGAAUGGAAGGCAGAAAAAAAAGACUAAAUUCUUUAGGAAGAAGGAUCGCAAAUCAAAGAUGACGCUCAAAUAAUGGGCCAUAAUUGGGGAGUUAAAAGGUUUAAAAAUCAAACACGGUAAUCACAGGGUUUGGCCUUACCACUAAUAUUGGGACCCUGACAGAAAUUCCUUUCAUAGUUGAAGGCUACAUGUAAUGAUAAAAGCAAAGUUACAUAAUGAGGGGGAAAUAGCUAAAUGCCCUUUAUUAUUGGGGACCUUAAUGGUCUCUCUAUCAUUUUGAGCUAAAUGAAUCAGGGUACUGCUCAUCUCUCUGAAUUGAUGAUAUUUUGGCAGGUCGGUAAGCAUUUAUUCCUGAGGGCAGGCUACAUAGCAUAGGUUAUUUUAAAAAUACAUUGCUUCCUCACUCAGUGCACAUUGGGGUAAUAGAGAAAUAAUGAGUCUCAUGGUUGUGAGAUUUUGUAUUACAUUUUUAUUUGAUUACUCGGCUGAAACAAUCUACCUCAGUUUUCUCAUUAGUUUUAUGUGGGAGCUCAAAAGAUAUAAUUUUAUGUUCCGACAUUAAUUUUUACCUAAAAUGAAUCAAACUGAGAUUUUCACAAAGGAAACUUUCUGAUAAGAAAAGAGCCACACUGGUAUGUGGUUAUUAUUCCUCUUUUUUGUUACUUAAGUUUCUCUAUUUUGAGUUGCCUCUAGGCCUGUUUUAGGUUUGUGUGACUUAUUUACAAAAAAAAAAAAAACUCCUCUGUACAGUUUCUGUGAAAAAACAUAAAUAUAUAUCUGAGAGAAAAUGGUGGUACUGCAGUAAUCCUCAAAUCUUGACCCAAAUUGUCUUUUUUCACUUCCAGGAAGAUCUUCAGAUGACCUCAUGGAACUAAAUUCCCGAGUCAUACUGUUGUUGGUCGUGCUGCUGCACUGUGGUCCUGCUGAUGGCAGUAUCCUGUACCGAGUCCAGGAAGAGCAGCCUCCAAACACCCUUAUUGGUAGUUUGGCAGCAGACCAGGGACUGCCAGACUCAGGUCACCUCUACAAGCUAGAGGUCGGUGCCCCUUAUCUUCGUGUCGAUGGAAACACGGGAGACAUUUUCACCACGGAGAUUCCCAUAGACAGAGAGACCCUGAGGGACUGUCGUUCUCCUGUUAAGAGCAAGCCCUGCUAUCUGGAGUUUGAAGUAUCUGUGACAGAUCUGUUACAAAACCAGAGCCCCCGACUUAUUGAAGGACGCAUCGAAGUACAAGACAUUAAUGACAACACCCCACAAUUUCCCUUGUCUGUGCUCACCAUCUCUGUCCCUGAGAACACGGUCAUGGGGGCAUUAUUCUCCAUCCCUGUGGCUACAGACAGGGACUCAGAAAGGAAUGGAGUGGCUGACUAUGCGCUGACUGCAGGGCCAGAUGCAGCCACCCUAUUUGGUUUACAAGUGGCUGAUGACAGGGGAGGGAAGCUCCCGCAGCUCAUCGUCCUUGGCAACCUAGAUCGGGAGUUAAAAGAUUCUUAUGACCUCACCAUCAAAGCAGUGGAUGGCGGGAACCCUCAGCGCUACAGCCAAGCUUUGCUUAGAGUAGUAGUGACCGACGCCAAUGACAACUCCCCCAAGUUUGAACACCCUUCGUAUGAGGCAGAAGUUUCAGAGAACAGUCCCGUGGGCCACUCUGUGCUGCAGGUCAAAGCAGAUGACUCCGACAUGGGCCCUAAUGGAGAAAUUGAAUACACUCUUCACCAAGCGGUAGACCCUGUGCCAAAACUCCUACGGAUCGAUCGGUCCACUGGAAUUAUCUAUGUUAAAGGACCACUUGACAGAGAGGAAAUUAACAGCCUUUCCUUUUACGUAGUAGCGAGGGAUAAGGGUCCUCAACCUAAGAGCUCGAAGACAUUCGUAACCAUUGAAGUGACAGAUCAAAAUGACAAUGCUCCGGCUGUGGAGAUUCGCGGGAUUGGUCUUGUGACUCACAGUGACGGGAUGGCCAAUAUUUCUGAAGACAUGCCAGUGGGGACAGCUGUUGCUUUGGUGCAAGUGUCUGACAAAGACGAAGGUGAGAAUGCUGUGGUCACUUGUGUAGUAGCAGGAGAUGUGCCCUUUCAGCUGCGCCCUGCCAGCGACUCAACCAGUGACAACAAAAGGAAAUAUUUCUUACAGACCACCACUCCUCUUGACUAUGAACGAGUCAAAGAAUACAGAGUGGAGAUCGUUGCUGUGGAUUCCGGAAACCCAGCGCUCUCCAGCACCAAUUCCUUAAGAGUCCAGGUGACUGAUGUAAACGAUAACUCUCCAGUGUUUUCCCCCAACAUUUUUGAGGUUGAAUUUGCUGAAGAAAACCAGCCAGGGGAAACCAUUCUGGAUGUUACAGCCACAGAUGCUGACAGUGGCACAAAUGCUGAACUGUUUUACAACAUUGUAGGGGACUCGUACAUCAAAGGUUUGUUUGAAAUUGACUCGAACACUGGGGAAGUCAAAGCCCGAACCCCACUCGACCGGGAACAUAAAGAAAGAUAUGAGUUUCGUGUCACUGCAGCGGAUAAAGGUUCCCCGAUUCAUAAAGGAACGGCAACUGUGGUGAUAAAAGUCCUCGACUGCAACGACAAUGACCCCAAGUUCAUGCUUAGUGGCUACAGCUUCUCAGUUCUAGAAAAUAUGCCUCCUCUCAGUCCUGUUGGCAUGGUAACAGUCCUGGAUAUGGACAAAGGGGAGAAUGCUCACGUCCACCUCUCUGUUGAACCCGAUGGAGGGAAGUUUGUGGUCCAAAAUGGAACAGGUACCAUUCUCUCAAGCAUCUCAUUUGACCGGGAAAAGGAAAGUAGUUACACAUUUCGUCUCAAGGCGGUGGAUGGUGGAGAACCACCCAGGUCUUCAUACGUUGGUGUCACCAUUAAUGUUCUGGAUGAAAACGACAAUGAUCCUGUCAUCACUAAACCUUCAAACUCCUCCUUCAGACAGUUGUCACCUGUAGCUUCCCCAGAUAGUCAUGUUGAAGUGGUGGAGGCCGAGGACCUAGACAGUGGGCCUAACGCAGAUCUGGUCUUCAGUAUUGCCGGGGGGAACCCAUACCAGCUGUUUCGCAUCUCUCCGUCUAGUGGAGAGAUCACAUUAGCAAAGGAGAUGACUCGCAAGCAUGGUGGACUACAUCGUCUCGUGGUGCGAGUGAGUGACAGGGGGAAGCCCCCACGCCAUGCCACAGCCCUCGUUCACAUCUAUGUCAAUGAAACCAUCUCAAAUGUCAGCUUAGUGGAAGCCUUAGUUGGACACAGUCUUUACACGCCCUUAGACAGAGACAUCGCUGGUGACCCCGAAAGUGGUUUUGCUGCACAGCGUAGUAACAUUCUGUUUGGAAGUCUUGCUGGAGUGGCAGGUGUCGUCAUUUUGAUCUUAGUAGUCGUAUUCAUUCGCCAUCGCAUUCAAAGGGAAACAAAGAGUGGCUAUCAAGCUGGCAAAAAGGAAACUAAAGACUUGUACGCGCCAAAGCAGGCACCGAAAAAUGCCAAGGGCAAACGUGGAAAAAAAGGCAAACUUCAGAAGUCCCCAAAACCACUCGGGGAAGAAGAGGAGGUCAGCCUUCAGAAAAGUCUCAAGUUUAACCUUGAUGGAGUCAGCGACAGCCCCAGGAUACACCUUCCCUUGACAUAUUCACCGGGAAGCCCUGACAUAGGUAGACACUACCGCUCCAACUCACCUUUACCAUCCAUCCAGUUGCAAGCCCAGUCGCCCUCAGGCUCUCAGAAGCACCAGGCAGUCCAGGAUCUUCCUGCUGCCAACACUUUUGUCGGAACUGGAGGAGAUGACAACUCAACCGGCUCAGACCAGUAUUCCGACUACAGCUACAAGACCAGCCAGCCCAAGUAUAACAACAAACAGCAUCCUCAUCGCCGAGUGACCUUUUCCACCACCAACCCUGUGCAGGACAUGCAGGAUGCUUCUCAGCAAAGCUACUAUGACAGCGGCUUAGAGGAAUCAGAGACUCCCAGUAGUAAAUCAUCAUCUGGUCCUCGUAUCGGACCCCUGACCCUGCCCGAGGACCACUAUGAGAGGACCACCCCAGAUGGCAGCAUAGGGGAAAACGAACACCCAGAAAACGAUAUCCGCUCCCUCCCGGACGUGGCCAUGACCGGGAACUGCACGACGGAGUGCAGUGAACUGGGCCACUCGGAUGCUUGCUGGAUGCCGGGGCAUCCCUCGCCAGUACGCAGCAAGACCAGGAACCCCCCGAAACUCUCCACCUUCGUGCCUUACCAGGAGAGAGGGAGCCUGGGACGCCUGGCAAACGGGAGCGCCAGGCUGGGCGGCGAGGACCACCGGUCACGGCUCCCGCCCUCCCGCAGUGCCUAUUCCAACAGUGGUCACGACGCCAAUCAGGACUGCCCCUUGGAGGAGAUGCCCUUGAGUGUGGCCUCUGAAUUCCCACCCACGUCUCCACCUAACCACACCCCAAAGCGAGAAAUCUACCUGUGAGGAGCCAAUUCCCCACUCAUCGGUACAAAUGAAGAGAAGGUGCACCCACUUUAAAAGCGGGAAGGGGUUGUUUGUGCGCUGAAGCCAAUGGCCAUUCUUUAGAGGUCGUGACUCCUUCAAUUACUGGCAUGAACACUUGCUUUUGUCAUUUCUGACUUAAAUUAUUAGCUCAUCAGCAUAUCUGUGAAUGAUUGCUCAAAGUUAGUCGACGCACCUGUUAAUUUAUUCAGAGCCUCCAAGGGUACAAUUCGAACAGACGAAACAACGAUGGAAAUGGCUACACUUGUAGUAACCGAUAAUUGUUGUAGUUAGGCAAGUUCCAUUCUGUGAAGUGAUCUCUUGAAUUUGAAAGUUGUGAUCAGUGCUCUUGUGCAAUGACUAGACAUUAUUUGAUAGAAAAGCUAGUCCGGCCAUAUCAUAAGGUAUGAAAAUUCCGACCAAGAACCAAGGGAACUGGUCAUUCUUAAUGUACAGAGCUGUAAAUACAUUUGAAUGGUGUGUUCUACAUAUAUUUUGUCUGGUAUAAACUGGGAAAAAAAUGCCUCCUAAUUUUAGCAUAUUUAAGCUUUUCUUUACUGCUGCUGUUUAAACUUGAUUGAAACCAUCUCCAGGAGUGGAGCUUGAUAUUGUGAAAAGCAUUCAUCUGCUCGGCAAUAUCACACACACACAUAUACACACCUUUGACCCCUAAUCACAGUAGAAUGGCCUUUACCUCCACUCCCUGUAGAGCUCUGCCUCUGGUGGAAAGAGCUGUGUGGCAGCAUUUAAUCUGACAUUAUGUUUCACUGACUCGCAGCACUGUGACCUGUCGUUCAUCUUGAAAACGGUUGACUUGGCCGCAGAACCCGAGGGUCACAAUGACCAAAUGCAGACUACUCACCACACACGUUCGGAUUGGCUUUUCACUCUGGAUGGGAUUUUUUCCAUUGACUGUAAAAGAAACCGGACUGAAACCCCACCCCCCCUCACAGUCCAAACAGGAAGUACCUGCUGGCUCCAAGAAGCCAUAGACUUCUAUUGAAAAAUAGACAACUUGUCAGAAUAAGCAUUCUUUCUCUGAUACAUUUUCAUUAAUGUUUUUCAUUAUAGUUUUUCUAAGUUAUAAACUGACCAAUCAGAUCUCAUUAAAAGCACGUGAUGGCCACUGGCCCCCACCUUGGACGUUUGAUUGACAGAUCUUCCCGAGCUGCUUUCAGUAAAAGGGGUGUGGACUAGCUAACUCAAGCUAAUUCAUCAUUGGCAACAGUAGUUGCUAUAGAAACGCUGACUCAGAUCAGUCACGGUCUUCUGGCUCCAACAUAGCGCUGGCCGUAUCACAGAAAAAUGGCGACUGAAUUGGCUUCACUUCACUGGAGCCAGAAGAAAGGCAUUUUCCAUGGGCGAUGUCACACUCGCUCAGUCCAGUUGUCUUAUACAGUCAGUGGAUUUUUUUUUCACCACUUACAUUGCCAUACAGUCCUUGUCUUUUGAUACCUUGAACACUUGAUAAGCAGAUUCUCCCGAGCCACUUUCAGGAGAGAAGUUUGGACUUCUAACAAGCUUUCUCAUGAUUGCCCACAGUAGUUGCCAUAGAAACACUGACUCAGAUCAAUCAAGGUUGUCUGACUCCAACAUGGCGCUAUCCAUAACACAGAAAAAUGGCGACUUAAUUGGCUUCUUUUCACUGAGUAAGGCAUUUUCAAUAAGUGACGUCACAUCCCCAUAGUCCAGUUCUCUUAUACAGUCGAUGCAUUUUUACCUUGUCUUUUGAUGCAAUGGAGUGGGGGUCUUCCUCCAGAGUUGGUAGCCUUCCUUCGUUAAGAGCUAGUUUAUAUUAAAGAAAAAAAAAAACAUCUGGGAGACUGAGUUUGUAGGAAUUUAAAACAAAUUUGAUUUUACCUGGAUCUACAACUACCCAUUCAUCACACGGAAUGGCUAUUAGAUUUCAAAUCAGUGGGUGAAAGCUGAGAGGUCAAAAAGUGAGUUCAACUGCCAUAAAAUGAAGUCUAAUUUUCUUUGUAUUGAGGACAGCAUGCCUAAUAAGUCGUAAGAUAUUUUUCCUUCUCUGGCUAUUAAACAGAGAAUAAAAAUAGGGUAUGCCUGGGAGAUUCAUUUAUCUUUACAAAAGAUUUUCCAAGUGAAUCUGAAGGAUAUGUCUGAAGGACACUACGUAUUAGACAGUAAUUGGAUGUUAAUGAUGACUCCACUAGCCUGCGCUACUACAUCGUAUAGCGCCAGUUGGUGUCUUUGAUUCAAACAUCGAUUUGAUUAGAUUUGUAGAUACCUUUCACCUCUGCAGAGUAUUUCCAUAGUGAGAUUGUGUCUCUGAGAGAGGAUGGAGCAGCACAGAAUGGACAUUUCCUAAUUAAGGUGAGUAAUGAGUCCUGAGCUAGGGCAUGUGUGAGCACACACCCCCAGGACAAGGCACCCACCAGAUAAUGCAAAUCCACCCACCGAGCUACAAUCAGUUAAAAGGGGUAUUUUUAUC